GAUUGGCUGAUCCAACUUCCCCACUUCCAGUUCCACUUGGAUCCCGAAUCUUGCCAAAAUUAAUAUGAGACGCUAGAUUUUCCAACACCAGCAGUUAUGAAAUCAGCCAUGCACUUCAAGGUCAAGAUGUUUGGAUCUAUGUCAGCUCUAUCUCUGCAGGUCUGUGUGACACUGAUGUUGCUCUGUCAACUGCAAGGUAAGGUAAUUGCACCAUCACAUCUGCAGGUGAGGGUUGGGCUUCCCUUCACACUGGCCUGUAAUAUAACCAUGGAGACAGGGGAGGUUCUAAAACAGGUGCUGUGGUUUGACAUGACAAAUAAAACAAUACUGUACUAUCAGCCUGAUAAACAUGACCACAUUACUAAAGUGGAUGGUGUUGAGCUCACAUCACGUGCUGCAGGUCAACAUGCUCACACCAGCAUCAUCACCAUCAACAGAGCUGAGCCAGCCAGAGAGGGUUGCUACCAGUGUUUUUUUGAUGUGUAUCCAUCUGGGCAGCAGAAAGGAAGGACGUGUAUCUCACUAAAGGCAAUUGUGGAGCUGAUGGGCAAUACAACUGUUGUGAGUGGAAAGCCUGUUUCCCUUUCAUGCAAGUACAUUCUCAAUAAGCGAGUCAUGCAGGUUUUAUGGAAAAAAACAGCUGAACAAGGGGACACCGCCACUGUUGCUUCUUAUGCCAAAAAUGCCAGACCCAUCAUUGAAAAACCUUUCCAGGGUCGGGUAACUCUAAAUCCAUCCCUUGGCCAAACCCAGCUCUCCAUAGACCCGGCUCAGACAGAGGAUGAAGGCUGUUACACCUGCGAGUUCCACAUAUAUCCAGAAGGCACUAAGAGCGCAACGGCUUGUCUCUCCGUAUAUGUUUUACCCAAACCUGAGGCCAGUUACAUCACCAUAUCACAGGACAUUGUUGAGGCCAACUGCACAGCUGUGUCACGUCCUGCAGCAGAGAUCUCUUGGAAUGUUGAGGGUCAUAACCAAACACUGGGGCCUGCUGUGACAACAUUAUACCAGCUAGGGGACGGCACCACAAUGGUGGUCAGUUCCAUUCAAAUUCAGGCUGAACUACUGGAUGAUGAACUUGUAAAAUGUGAAGUUCAUCAUCAGGGCCUUGGGUCGGCCAUCUCUAUCUUUCUGAACAAAUCUAGGAACCCCCAUGUCAUUCUCAUUUCUGCCAGCUGUGUGGCCCUUGUGCUGCUCAUAUGUCUGUGUAUCUGCUUGAAGAAGUGCUAACUUCACCUGCUGAUAUGGUCAGUACCACCACAGAAAAGUCUUUCCUCCUUAAUUUCAUGUUUCAAAUUAAUUACAUUUAUUUGAAUUUUAAAGUUAAUUGUAAGUGGCAAUUAGUGGCACUGUAGGCAGUGGUGGCUCAGUGGUUGAGGCUCAGGGUUACUGACCAGAAGGUUGGGGGUUCAAGCCCCAGCACCACCAAGAUGCCACUGUUGGGCCCUUGAGCAAGGCACUUAACUCCAGGUUGCUCCGGGGGGAUUGUCCCUGUAAUAAGUGCACUGUAAGUCGCUUUGGAUAAAAGCGUCUGCCAAAUGCAUAAAUGUAAAAUGUAAAUGUAAAGUGGCAUACUAUAACCAGUGUUGGCUGUAAUCUAAUUAGUCAAAAAUGAUUGCAAUAAAUUACAUUUUAAAUGAUUGUAAUCAGUUUAUUACUUUGAAGUACAUCACUUGGAUCACACAUUUCUAAAAUAAUGUUAGUUAAAUAAUUUAAAACAUGUUCAUACGUUCAUCUG
Messenger RNA from Xyrauchen texanus (razorback sucker), 1738 nucleotides. Its product is annotated as OX-2 membrane glycoprotein-like. Bases 97 to 1230 code for a protein of 377 amino acids. The transcript has 6 exons. The record is from RefSeq and is a predicted model, not a curated record. Lineage: Eukaryota; Metazoa; Chordata; Actinopteri; Cypriniformes; Catostomidae. Gene Ontology annotation, molecular function: cell-cell adhesion mediator activity.